This is a messenger RNA of Pseudogymnoascus verrucosus, 1477 nucleotides long. RefSeq lists its product as uncharacterized. Bases 1 to 1383 code for a protein of 460 amino acids. Lineage: Eukaryota; Fungi; Ascomycota; Leotiomycetes; Thelebolales; Thelebolaceae. The record is from RefSeq and is a predicted model, not a curated record. The transcript has a single exon.
AUGAAUGCCUCCAGCGACGGUCGAGAACAACCAACCCCGCUCUUCGUCGAGUUGGAAGGCGAACAACCCGCCUCGCUUUCUAUGGCCCCCUAUCUACCGCAAGAGAUUAUUGAUCUGAUAAUCUGGCACACCGAGGAUAAUCUGACGCUGGCCUCACUACGGCUGGUUUCAAGACUAUGUCGGAGCAGUGCCACCCCUCUCUAUUUCAGGCGGCUACCUAUUAUGUUAUCGAACAACUCCGCUGCUAACAUCGAAAACCUUACUCGAUCACCUUAUAGUAGCUAUGUGGAAGAGCUCCAUUGGGCUGACAAGGAACUCCAAUACCAGUUAAAUGACAACCUCGAGACUUUUCAAGACGCCUUUAAGGAGAGAUUAGCAGGGUUAUCGAGCGAGGCCGUAAUAGAGUGGCAUGAGAAAUAUCGCGCCUGGUACAGCGGACAGGAAAGCUUGUACUAUCCCAUUUACGUUGGGACUGGCGAGAAAACCUUCGACGUGAGGGGUUUCGUCAACCUGAAAAGGGUGUCUGUUACCAAUGACUGUGAAGCUGGGGCUGAGCAAUACCCAACUGCACUCGAGGCACCAGAUAUCCUCGACCGUCCCGCCCCAUGGAGCACCACGAGAUCGUGCAGCCCGCAGCGGGGAGGCACGUAUGUCAUGAUUCUGAAGUCUCUAGCUACGCUAAACAGGCUCACGCAUUUGUCUAUCAAAACAGAGGGCGCGAAAUGGGAGAGGGUAUUCAUGUCUCCCCGUCAGAUACCUAAUGGAACUAGACCGGUAUCGCUGUCGCUGUUUGAAAGCAUCACGCACCUCGAUAUUGAUCUGUGCAUGUGGGACGUGCAUCCGUAUGGCCAUAUACCAACACCUCAGUGCCGUGUCAUAAACUUUGGAGAGGCUAGAAACCUCGAGUCGCUGACUUGGAAAACCCAUCUCCAUGCCGUGGAUGAGGCAGGGAACCUAGGGAGGCCGCUAAAGGGGCUCCAGGCCGCUCGCUGGUGUCCUCCUGUAUUUGCAAUUCGCUCUGAACUCUAUCCCAAACUCCGCUACCUUGAGGUCGAUUGCUUCCGCGUUUCUAUACAUUGGCUCAUAACUGGCUUAACGGCUCUGCAAUCGUCCCUCCAGUCUCUCAUCUUGAGACGCUGCAUUUUCAAGCCCCCUCUUGCGAAGAUAUUCGUGGAACUCCGGAAGAGAAAAAUCGUGCCACCUGUGGCUAUAUUUGAGAACAGCCAAAACAAUGCCAGUCAACCAGAUCCGGAGAGACCAAACGUUUUGAAUGAAGUUGCUAUUACACGAUAUCUAGUCUGGUUGGGGAUGAAGGAAACCUUGUGUCUGCACUCCUGGGAUGAGCAGAUUGAGGCCUAUGAGGAGCGGGCUCUGAGAGUGUGAAAAGAUGGAUUUACGCCGCAUAAGACAGCGACGGAUGCUACCAUUUUCAGCAGCUUCUUUGCCGUCAGACAAUUAAAUGGAGUUGACUUUACGU